CCAGUUACUUCCGAAGUUUCCCAGCGAGCGGUACACGGGCGGGCGAUUUGUCCGAGAAGUGAAACAAGUCAGCAUUUUUAGCACGUCACGACGAGGCAAGCAAAAUCUUAAAAGAAAACACGAAAAGGCGAGACAGAACUGUGCGUGAAACAUUGUGCAUCGUUGCGAGUGCUUCUAUUCAAAGCACCCAGCGAAAAUAUGUAAAUAAAACGUUGUAAGCUACAGAAUAAGCCCGGUUUCACAGUGCGCCCCAUUCAUAUGCAAAUCGGAAUCGGUGCCGCAAACUAAGCAGCACAUAAUUUGCGAAUUAAAUCAAAACACACAUCGCUCCGUCUCGCUCUUUUGAGCCGGCAUCCUGGCAGCAACAACAAUUGCAGGACAUUAAACGGACGCCUGGCUGAACGUUACGCGACGCGAACCGUUAACCGUUACGCUUCCGCUUUACGGCUUACGUAGCUCGCGCACGGGCCUGUGUGUGUGUGAUUUGCGGAUUUAACAAUUGGCAACGGGGCGGAUGAGAAACGCGAUGCCGCCCACGUAAUGUGUGCCGAAAUUUAAAUUGCACUCUAUGUAUACGACUGUGUGUCGGCGUGAGUGUGUGUGUGUGUGUGUGGAUAACGAUUACCAUAAACGUAAACAAAGGGAUUAGACGUUACGUUGCCGGGAUUACGCCAGCAGUAGCGACAGACUUUUUCCGAUAGCUGCAGCUUCCAUUCUCAGGUUGCAUCCGCCCGAUCAGGCAGAGCUUAAGCUUUGUUCAUCCGCGGCUUUGUUCGUGUGACAAGCGAAACUAAUGAGCACAAGUCGGAAGCAGGAAGCAGCAAGCAGCAAGAAGAGUAAAACUGCUUAAGUAAAUACUCGUAACUGUGAUAAGACCAAAGAAAGCACAGCGGAUCACAAGUUGCGUAAUUACGAGCCAUCGUCCAGUGAUUUUGCGCGCAAUAAAUGUCAACGUGGCAACAAGGAAAGUAAUCACAACUAUUUGCUAAACCCAAGCACCCAGCAAACCAGCAAACCAUCUCACAAAAUGGCUCACCCACGGAAGGCAGUUGCGACACCAGCAACACUUCAACUUGGCCCACCAGCACAAACAGCACAAAGCCCGGCAGCAACAUUGCGGCACAGCAGAACAGCCUCAAGUUCAAGGCGGCUAUCGUUAAUCAGAUGUUUUAUAUCCUGCCACACGUUCAACUUGUUCCUGCUGCUUCUCCUGUUGGCCAGCGGAGUCCGUGCUGCCAGCAAGCUGGCCACUCGGAGCAACAAAACAUCGGGCUCAUCGACAGCAUCGGGAGUCGGAGCCGGAACAGCGGCAACUUCGGCAGCGGCGGCGGCAGCGUCAGGAACACCCAUUUGGGAUCAUGCCAUCGAUUUGAAUGACGAUUUUCGCAUACUAUGGCAAAUCAUUAAUCAGGAUAUAACAUUUGAAAUACAGGCACGUACCCUGGGCUACGUCGGGUUCGGAUUCUCGCCCGAUGGCAAUCUGGCUGGUGCCGAUAUGGCCAUCGGCUGGGUGGACAAGGGUCAAACCUAUUUUCAGGAUCGACACGUCACACGGAAUGGAGACCCCGAACCGGUGGUGGAUCCCUCGCAGGAUUAUAUGCUGAUGCUGGGCUACGAGAACGCGACCCACACGGUCCUCCGCUUCCGACGCAAACUGGACACAUGCGACCCCAGCCACGACAUCGCCAUCACGAACGACACGAUGCGCCUGCUGUACAUGUACCACGCCCAGGAUCCGCCGCACGGCUCGGUGCGUCCUGGCACCCUUCCGGAUCCGGCCCGCGCCUUCCGCCCCUACCGCCCCAUGGUCCUCAUGCAGCGCGCCCAGCUGCCGAUGCCCUCACCCACGCACGACGAGCGCGUGCGAGUCCUCGAGCUGCGCAACGAGGAUGUGGAGCUGCCCGCCGGCGACCUACCGCUCUUCUGGUGCAAGAUGUUCAAGCUGGAGGACAUCAAUCGCAAGCACCACCUGAUCCGGUACGAGCCGAUUUAUGAUUCAUCGUCCAGCGUGCACUACUUGCAGCACAUAACGCUGCACGAGUGCCAGGGUGCCCACGCGGAGCUGGAGGAGAUGGCACGCGAGCAGGGCCGCCCGUGCCUCGGAGCCCGAUCCAUUCCGCUGGCGUGCAACGCCAUCGUGGCCUCCUGGUCGCGCGGCAGCGAGGGCUUUACUUAUCCACAUGAGGCCGGCUACCCGAUCGAGUCGCGGCAGGCGAAAUAUUAUUUAAUGGAGACCCAUUACAACAAUUUGAAGCCCGACUUUGCCCAAUUGCACGCCAGACAAAUGGCGGAUAAUUCGGGUUUGAAAAUCUACUUUACGCACGUCCUGCGACCUAACGAUGCUGGCACACUGUCAAUCGGAAUGGACCCCAAUUGGCGACACAUUAUCCCGCCGGGCCAGAAGCGGGUCGUUUCCGAGGGUCAGUGUAUCGAGGACUGCACCGGCUACGCCUUCCCCCAGCAGGGCAUCAACAUAUUCGCGGUGAUGAUGCGCACCCACCAGAUCGGCAAGGAGGUCAAAUUACGCCAGAUACGACAAACCGAGGAGCUGCCGCCAAUUGCACACGACAGCAAUAUAGAUGUUGCCUAUCAGGACUUUCGACGUUUGCCACAAUCGGUGCAUUCCAUGCCCGGGGAUAGACUCAUCGCCGAAUGCAUUUAUGACAGUUCGUCACGAAAGGCAAUUACCCUGGGUGGACUUACCAUGAAGGAAGAAAGCUGCACGGUGCUGACACUCUACUAUCCACGCCAGAAGAAACUGACAACGUGUCACUCACUGCCGAGUCUGCCCACAGUGUUGCACUCGCUUGGUAUCGAGCAACUGGCAACCGACUCGAACCCCGUGCUUAUAUCAUCGCCGCCCGAAUUGGCCGGAAUGACACUGGAGGCACGUCUGAUAUCCUACGACUGGGAGAAUCAAUUUGGCGAAUUCCAGGAGGCCACACGCAAGGGCAGCUUCAAGCCCAUUUGCUGGGGGGCCAAGAAUCAUGUGGUGCCGGGCUCCGAGUUUCUCGAGGGCUACAGCAUAAAUGUGACCAAAACGUACAAGAAGCACCGUCGGUGCAAACCCAAGCGGCCCCUGGCCCCGCCCACCGAGCGCACCGCCCCGCCACCCGCGUCCGACCUCAGCGAGCUCCCGGUGCUGCACGAGUUGGACAACAACAACAUCAUCGAGGGAGCGGCGCGGAGCAGUCGCAGCUCGGCGACCGACGUCCACAGCCUGAGCCGCGGGAGCGGUCGCCACUUCAUCAGCUGCCUGCUCUGGCUGGGCGCCUCGUCCUGGUGGCUCCUGCUAAUGCUAAGGACGUGAGGGGAUUGAAAGGGAUUCGGCGGCAGACGAAGCAACAGCAGCAGCACCACAGGCACCACCGUCUCAAUACACUAAACUAACCGUACAGCUGAAGUGCAGUUGAAAAUCAGUGAAAAGCGAAAAUAGGGUACUGAAAUAGCAAACGAAACUCAACUACAGCUCUCUCUCUCUCUCUUUAACUACAAAUGACAUCUCUUAAUCCUACUACAGAUACAGAUACAAAUAGAAGCAGAAUGAAAAUGCGCAAAAGAGGAAAACAUGAAAUAUUCAUAAUAAGCUAACGUAUAACAGCUUUUCCAGACCCCCAACCCCGUACACCUGCUAGUCCCUAACGCCCAUUUAUUUAUGCUCCUCCCUCCACAGUUUUGUUGAUUUUGUUCUAGAGUUUUAGUAAAUUAUUAAUGAUUUUUUUAAGUAGUCUAAGCUGCAAACAAAAUAAAAACAAAUGUCAAAAGCAAAAACUAAAUCAAGAAAAUGAAAAAAAUGGAAAAAUAAGGAAAACAAUGUCGAGAAAAACCGAAAAGCAAUAAUUAGUUGUUGUUGUCGUUAUAAAAUAUACAAAAUGCGAAAUUGUAAAAGAUACAGAUAUUAUAGAUAUACACCGUGGCUACAUAUAUAGCAGUCAUUCCUUCAAACAUAAUGGAUAUAAACCAUACACCUAUAUUUAUAUAUCUAUGUAUACAUAUAGGGACUGACUUAUGUAAAGCUUGAGCGUCUGAUGGGUUUUGUUGGGCAUUGCAAGAAACAAUCGUAGAAGGGAAUGGCAUCAAGUGGCAAGUAGAGGAGCGUGCAUCAGGCCAUUCAUCCCUCCCCCGGUUAAGUUUAGUCCGAUCUACUAGGUGGAACUAAGUUCGAGCGGAAUUAUACAUACUCAAGCAAACACACAAACAAAGACAUAAGCAUGCAUCAUCUUUAUACGUCCAUUUAAGAGAAGCAAAUCGAGAGAGAUAGAAAGGAUUUGGUUAAACGUAAAUUUAAAAAAGACUUGGGUGAAUUUACUCUGUUUUGCAAAAGACUAAGAAGGGAAAUUAAUUAACGGAAAGCGAGAGCUAACUCACACAAUUCAAUUUAGUAAUUUAGGGUGAUUUAAAGGCAAGUUCCAACAAGGACGCAAAUAAACGGAUACAUUUUGACACCCGAUUAUUCGUUUUUGAAAACGCUGUCAACUGACAACUAUCCAUUUAAUCUGACUACAAUUUGCAUGUAUCUUAUUCCUUUUCGUUAACCUAUUCAAAUGACACUACACUCGCGCUUUAUGCUAAGUUUUAUUCAGUUACCUAAUGCAAAUCUACCUGCUCUUUCAACUACAAAACGAAAUUAAGGAAAAGAAGCAUAAAUAUUCAGAGCACUCAAAGUGCUGCCUCCUCUCUUUCUUACUCGCUGUCGUUCUACUAUAACUCUACGUUUAGCACGUUAGGCUAAAGAUAACUUUCUAGACCUAAGUUGUAAAUAUAUAGUACUCUAGCGGACAGAGAACGGGAAACUAAUUGGAUAAAUGGAAAGGUGGGGAGAAGCAUUAUACAGGGUGUGUGAUUAGGUACGGCUCUCGAUCAACUCGAUCAGCUCGAUUAGCUCGAUCGGCUCUAGCAGUUCUAGGCGUAGUAUUGGAUGCCCCUAUAGGUUCUACCUUUAAUUAUAUACGGAUAGACAGUUAGGGGACACUUAGAAAUGUUCCACGGCGCCGCCAAGAUCUGCUCGAAGUAGUAAAAAUAUACCAUAUACAUACGACAUAAAUAUAAAGUACAUUUAUAUAUACACAUACGAUAACUAUAACUAUAAAGUCUAUAUAUACAAUACCAUACAUCUAUAAGUAGUUACGUGGUUCGUAGUUGUAAAUGUGAAUGUGAGUAUUUUAUACAAAACAAAAGGAAAUUAAAUAAAAAAGCAAAGCAUAAAGCGAUAAAAAGAAGAACAUUUUUAUACCAAAAGAAAAGACGAUGAAAAGCCCCCUUGAAGCGAUCGCGAACAGUCGCUCGCUAUAUAUACAAAUCAUAUAUAUUUUAGGAUAACUGAUGUAACUAAGAUUAGUGGCAAGUUGGCGUAAACAGAAAGCAAAUGCAAAGUUGAAACAAUCAAAAUAACAUUUAAACAACAAGCGGCAAAGAGUAAACACUUUUUUGCGCUUAACUAUUAAAAGUUUGCCUCACACAGGCACACACACGCACACGCACACACUGACAUCCCAGUUCGCGGAAAAAGUAAAACUUUGCUGCAGCCAGAAACGCGGCCUUUAUAUAGUAUAUGGGCCAUCCUGUUUUUGAGGUUUUCCCACUUGUCGGGUAACUUUUUAAUGGACCCUCUUGCCAUGCCUUCCAGUUAAACGCCGGCGCCUUCAGCAGUGCCGGCAGCCCCAACUAGGUCUCAUUAGGAGCGAUGAGCAACAGACAUCGUUCUCAUAGUUUUGGCAUUCGAUUCGCCCGCUGUGUCCUUUGUCAUAGCAACCUGGCCACUUUUUCCGUUGCCUCUUUUUACCUUUGUUUGGCACAUUAAUUAAACUUCUUGCCCGGAAAAGCAGAGAAGGAAACUGGGCAAAAACAAGGCGCACAAUUACAAAGGCAGCGGAAGGAAACUAAAACGAAAACAUUCCUUCUUUGGCUCGCCAAUUGAAAAUUAGUUUGGCCAACUGGCAAACAGACAGACACACAACACACUCAGUCACACACAAAAACGGAGGAAAAUGUAUUCAUAUAAUUUAAUGAAAUGCAAACAACAAAAACGGUUUUGGAAAAUGUACUUGCGAUAGAAACGAUAAAAAAGUCGGAAAAUAGUUUCAAAAACUACUUAUACAAAACGUAAUAAAGGGGAACCAGAUGAAAGCUAAAAUAAAAUAAUCCAAAUAAAGCAAAAUACACAGAAACACAAAUACAACGGAGAAGCACAUUGGCAAAGCAAAAGAUAGCCGGAAAUGGAGACCAGGGGUCGGGGAAAGGUGUCUCAGGGACACAGGCUGAUUAGGGGCUGCAUCAUCCUGACCAAAAUUCUACGCAGAUUAAACCAAUGAAUCGGGCUUCUUGGCCGAAAUGGUCCUGGGACGAUAGGAGCAGAAUACUCGGAGCAUUAGAGUCCAUCUCUUCUGCCCGGUUUCGACCAUUCACCAGGCUCUGGUGGCUCAAUGCUUUGUCCGGCACGGCCACUUGGCUCUGUCUUCUAGCCGUCUAUAAGCAUUUAACAUUUUUCCCCUCCGCUUUGACCCACUCUGACUAUGGUCCUUUGUUCGCGCAAAAAAGAGCUGAAGCGGGGCACUCCAUUCAUGAAACUAAUAAGUUUUUAAAACUGACCCAAUUAGCUCGUUUAACUUGUUUCCCCAUUCUGCUGGCGCCUCAAAGACACCUUUUGUUCAUCUGCUCAAAGGCAUUUUGAGAAACAGGCAAAGAAUCGCCCGAUUCACUUGGAUUCAUUUUGGAGGCUGUCAAGAUGGCAAAGUAAGAAACACCCUCACACUGAGAAACCAAAAUAGCAUGUUAGUAGUAUCAAGACUUGUGUAUAUGUUCUAAGGCCCUCUAUUGAAAGUUUUUAUUUUGCGAAAGCGAGAAGGCGAAGAAGUGAAUAAAUGUGAAAAUGAGGAAAGACGGGAAACGAAAACAAAACACAACCUACCUAAAGCGAUAAACAAAACCUAACUAUUUUUAGUGUGUACCUUGAUUUUUUCAUAGCAAAAGAAGCCCCAAGCCAAUAUGGUAUAUGCAGCUGGAGAUCCCAGGAAAACUAAUCUUAAUAGAUAUAUAUGAGAAAUAACGUAAAAGUAAAAGCAAUAAUGAGCAAACGCAUAGCUAUCAAUAGGAAGAUCGAGAGGUAGGCUAAACAAAUACUCUAACUCUAGGCAAACGAUAUAAGUAAGGCAUAGUUGACGAUCGACGGAAGAAACGUGUAGCAUAGUUGUUUGGAAAGCCUAUUGGCGAAAACGGAAACCUAAAUGGUAAUUAAUCGAUCUAUUACAGGUCGGAAUUGAAUAAGGGAAAGCAAAUGGGAACAGGUACGGGCCGAUUAAAAGAUAUAUGAAAAAGGCAGAAAUUGAAUUGCAUAUAAUUAAAGCGUAAUACAAAAACUAUUUUAAAGUAGAGCAGUUUGCAAAAAUAUUUAAAUGUGUCGUUAGAAAACCCCCAAAAAAUGUAGUUGCAUUGUCGUUAGCCAUAGUAGAAAAGUUGCAUAUUGAAUACGAGGACACAGGAGCUAAAAAGAAAAUGAUCGAAGAAGCAUACAUACCAUACAUCAAUCAAAGAGAACUAACAUAGCCGGCAUCUUAGAAACAUCAUCAGUGUUUGUGUAUAAGCCCUGCAUGAAACGAAAUACAUACAAACAGGCCCACAUAGAUACAUAAACAUAUGCAUACCAACAUUAAUAUAUCGUAACGUACGGAUAAAUAUAGCUAAGCCCAACCACUAGUAACCCAAAGCUGUCCCCCGAUAAAACAUAUAGAUCAAUCCCCUGAAAGGAACUUUAAAUACAGCCCGAUAAAAGGAUAACAAUACUUGAUCAUAAGCAAUAGACAUCACAAUCGAGCUCUGCGAGAACUGAGGCAACUGUACUUGAUACUUGAGUGCUAGGACAGCGAAAAACCGAAGUUAGUACCUCUCAAAUACCAGUAAAUCACUAAAUCUCCUAACGGGCUUUCCUUAAGCGCUCUUCAGUCGCCGCCAACUGGCCCGCAACACUUUUAGUUCGAAUGACCUCAAGCUGAGCUCGACCUUACCUCAAUCUGUCAAAGGUUAAAAGCAAGCGGUUGCCUCUACUUUCACAGCCAAAUCAACACUCACGAACAGCCACACACCGACCGACCCAGUUAGAAACCACACAUUUUUGAUACCGAACCAAAUGAUAAUGAUUACUGAGAACCGGAAGCAGAGUGAAGAGAACAAAAGGACGUCUGACAACAUCAUUUACGAGUAUCUAUUGUGAACUACAUUAAUUGAUUGUGAGCUAAGUUCCGACUACUACAACCACUACUCUCUAUAAAUGUUUUUAAGUUAUUCACUAAAAUAAUUUUGUAAUAUACUAAACCGCAAGCUAAGCAACUUUUACUAUAACAACAAAUGAUGAAAACCG
Molecule: messenger RNA, 8353 nt
Organism: Drosophila melanogaster (fruit fly)
Lineage: Eukaryota; Metazoa; Arthropoda; Insecta; Diptera; Drosophilidae
Gene: olf413
Product: olf413
Exons: 11
Coding region: 1028-3310 (760 amino acids)
Biological process (GO): octopamine biosynthetic process
Cellular component (GO): membrane
Molecular function (GO): oxidoreductase activity, acting on paired donors, with incorporation or reduction of molecular oxygen, reduced ascorbate as one donor, and incorporation of one atom of oxygen; dopamine beta-monooxygenase activity; catalytic activity
Source: RefSeq, marked reviewed